Molecule: messenger RNA, 1179 nt
Organism: Mollisia scopiformis
Lineage: Eukaryota; Fungi; Ascomycota; Leotiomycetes; Helotiales; Mollisiaceae
Product: MAGE-domain-containing protein
Exons: 4
Coding region: 88-1101 (337 amino acids)
Biological process (GO): DNA repair
Cellular component (GO): nucleus
Source: RefSeq, a predicted model, not a curated record
CUCUUCUCGACCGCACCUCACAAAGAUUAUCUCGGGUUUACAGAAAUCUUUUACGUCGGAUUUUAAGAUAUCUACGACUCGAUCACAAUGCCUUCUGCAGCAAGAAGACGGCGCACAGUGCAAGAGGAAGAGGAGUCGUCUGAAGAAGAAGAAGACAGAAGACAGAGCACACAGAGAAAUCGUAGACACGCUCCACCGUCUGAUGAUGAAGAGGAAGAGGAGGAGGAAGAGGGAGCUGGCGACGAUGAAAUGGACGUAGAUGCCAGACCAGAUGCACAAGAUCAAACUGUUAAGAAGAUGGUACGAUACGCAUUGGCAUGCGAAUACCAGCGGAUGCCGAUCAGGAGGGCUGGUAUAUCAGAGAAAGUCAUUGGGAAGCAGCGAGGUAGCUUCAGACGCGUUUUCGAAGCAGCACAGACACAGCUACGAACCAAGUUUGGAAUGGAGAUGGUGGAAUUACCCACCAAAGAAAAGACUACCCUGAAAGACAAAAGAGCUGCGCAGAAGACGAAAGGAGGCGCGAAGACCACAUCCUCUUAUGUCCUCACAACAAUCCUGCCUCCAGAAUACCGCACAGCGGAUAUCAUGCCUCCGUCUAUUGUUGGUGACAUUGAGGACGAAGCCCAGUAUCUAGGAAUUUGUUCUCUCAUUGUUUCGAUAAUCGCCCUCAGUCCCAACGCUACUCUGGCAGAUGUACAACUAAAGAAGCACCUCGGAAGAAUGAAUAUGGAGCGGAAUGCAGGAGGCUUGGGCAGGACCGAGGAUGUAUUGAAGAAAAUGUGCAAUCAAGGGUAUGUGCAAAAGGUUGUCGAGAAGAAUCAAGAUGAGGAAACAAUCGACUGGAAAGUAGGGCCGAGGGGAAAGGUUGAGAUGGCAAGUACGGGCAUACGAGGACUAGUGCUCGAGGUAUAUGGUGAGAAUGCUCCUGAAGAUCUUGAUAAAAGGCUACAGCGAAGUCUCGGUAUGGAGAUCAAGAAAGCCAGCACAGGCAACGGAGUAAAUGGACAAGAAACUGCAGAGGCAGAGGAAGCCGACGAGGAGCGUGAUAAUGGUGACCCUGGUCCAAGUUCUAGAAGAACUUCUGGACGGAGGCGUGGAUGAGGGGGAGGUAAUAGCAACUGGGACAACUUGUGCAGUAUAUUCUAUGAUUGAUUACCUUGGAAGAAAUGUAAUGCAACU